Messenger RNA from Xenopus tropicalis (tropical clawed frog), 1412 nucleotides. RefSeq names its product ring finger protein 222 (gene rnf222). The record is from RefSeq and is marked validated. NCBI's taxonomy places the organism in Eukaryota, Metazoa, Chordata, Amphibia, Anura, Pipidae.
UUCAGAUCCUUCCAGGAACAACUCCACUCAUUUGGGCAGAACCAGAACCUGCAGGACUGAAGACCCUGGAGGGCAAGUGGGCGCCAUGUCUAAUGAUGAGGGCGGCAAGGAGACCCCCCCGGGUAGCGAGUGCCCCGUAUGCUACGAGCAGUUACAGACCCCCAACACGGCAGAGCGGAGGCUGAACUGCGGCCACUCAUUCUGCCACGACUGCCUGGUGAAAUAUCUCCUGUCGGCCAAGCAGGAAGGUUCCGUCAGGAAGAACAUUAUUUGCCCCCUGUGCCGCUAUGUCACCUUCCUUAGUAAGGGGGGGCUCAUUUUGCCCCCCAAGUCGGGGGAGCGCCGCCAGACCCUGGAAGUGCCCAUCUCCCCCUCGUGCCAGAGACACUGCGAGAGCGCCCGGAGCCCCAACACCGUGGAGAUCCCCAUCUCCGACACGGAAACGACGGCGGAGGAACUCCCAGCAUGCACCUGUCAGGCGGCCAUUAGCCCAGAAGGACUCAGCAGCUCCUUUGGGUCUCAGGUUUUUAUCAUCAGUGACCAAGGGCAGCCCCUGGAGAGCGUGGAGGUGGCCCCCGCCCAGUCGACCGUGUUGAGGCGCAGGGACAAUGUCUGCCGCUCUCCGGUGCUCAUAGUCAUCCUCCUACUCAUAUUCCUCGUGGCUAUAUUGGCCGCUGUGUUGCCAUGGAUCUUGUUGGCCAAAAGGGUUUGAUGGACAUUUGUGACUCGUCCUCUGUGGAAGCUCCUUGAGAUGUUGGUGGCCUCCUUGGCUGUAUAAGUGGAGAGGCAGCCAUGGGCACACCACCUCUGGAUAAACAACCCCCUGCAGUGCUCACAGGGCCUGCAGUGUUAUGGGUUAAUUUAUAUGCCAAACUUGAAAGGACUACGUCUCCCAUCAUGCUCAGCACCUAUAGGGUGAGAAGUUUAACUGCGCUCUGCACCUUGUGCCGAUAAAUGAUUGUUUCCGUAUCAACCGCCACUUUCCCUGGCAAGGGCUCAGGAGAGACUACUAUAUGCCACCCCCUCAAAGGAGAAAUAAUCGGGGUGGCCCCACGGGUCUACGCUCCUACACAUAACAAAGUGCAAAAGUAUGGGCCUCAAUCCCCCCUGCAAGGUGGUACAACCUGUGGGCAGGUACCACACCGUUACUGACUCCACCUUGUCUUACUGACUCCACCCCUUCUGCCUAUGUAGAAAUAAUGCAACAUGGCGGCUCUACAAACUCAGCUCUGUUUAACUUUUUCCUACCUGUGAGACAGCAGCACCGGAUCUUUUAAUACUGUGAAAUGUAAAGACAUUUAUUUUAACCAUUUAUUUUUAUAUUACGGAGGGAGGGGGGUAAUUUACAGGGGGAGGGGCUUCUGUUCUCAAAAAAGUUAAAGUAAAAAAAAAAAAAACAGACUGUGAAAGUU